AUGCCACCAAUUACCUGCCAUAUAUUAGACUCUACUAUCGGGAAACCGGCAUCCAAUGUAUUAUGCUGUUUAUAUAAAGUAGAUAUUAUAGAACCAAAUGAAACCAACGGGAACUUACAAGAAGGCGAACUUCUAUUCAAAGAUAAUGCCAGAUUAAUUGCUAUGGCACGCACUAACAACGAUGGACGUGUACAAAAUUGGAAUUUUAACCCUAAAGACAAUCAAGAAUGGUUGAACGAAAACGUCGGAGAGAUUGUAUUUGAUAAAUCAUCUGGAAUCAAAUGGAACAGUGUCAAAGAUGGGAAUUAUAAAAUUAGAUUUUUUGUUAAAGAGUACUUUAACAGGCAAAAGCCUGGUAAUAGUGGCGAUGUAAGUGAAAUUAACGGAUUUUAUUCCUUUGUUGAUAUAAAUUUUAUGAUUAAAGAUCCAUCUCAACAUUAUCAUAUACCUUUGUUGUUGACCAACUUUGGCUACACUACUUAUAGGGGUAGUUGA
Saccharomycodes ludwigii is the source of this 495-nucleotide messenger RNA. RefSeq names its product hydroxyisourate hydrolase. The record is from RefSeq and is a predicted model, not a curated record. The transcript has a single exon. NCBI's taxonomy places the organism in Eukaryota, Fungi, Ascomycota, Saccharomycetes, Saccharomycodales, Saccharomycodaceae. Gene Ontology annotation, molecular function: hydroxyisourate hydrolase activity. The coding region runs from base 1 to 495 and encodes 164 amino acids. Gene Ontology annotation, biological process: purine nucleobase metabolic process.